This is a messenger RNA of Nasonia vitripennis (jewel wasp), 1578 nucleotides long. RefSeq lists its product as uncharacterized. The record is from RefSeq and is a predicted model, not a curated record. NCBI's taxonomy places the organism in Eukaryota, Metazoa, Arthropoda, Insecta, Hymenoptera, Pteromalidae. Gene Ontology annotation, biological process: DNA replication. Gene Ontology annotation, molecular function: DNA binding; nucleotide binding; DNA-directed DNA polymerase activity. The coding region runs from base 1 to 1578 and encodes 525 amino acids. The transcript is spliced from 3 exons.
AUGGAUACUCAAAACAAAUGCAUAGCCCUCAUUUGUUGGGCUCAAAAGAUGAUUUUUGAUGAAAAGAUAGAUCUCCUUCGACGAAAAGGUGUAUUUCCAUAUGAUUUUGUAAAUGGAUUAGAUAAGUUGACGACUACAAAAUUGCCAGAAAAGAAUGAUUUUUAUAAUAAGCUAACAGAUUCUCAAAUUGCUGAAGAAGACUAUAAGCAUGCUGUCCAAGUUUGGAAUAAGUUCAAUAUUAGUACGUUGGGAGAAUAUUCAGAUCUUUAUCUGAAAACUGAUGUUUUACUAUUGGCCGAUGUUUUCGAGAGUUUUCGAGAAACAUCUCUUAAAGCCUAUGAUUUAUGUCCCGCUCACUUUUAUACGACUCCUGGACUAACUUUUUCAGCAGCUUUAAAAAUGACAAAGGUAGAAUUGGAGCUUCUUACAGAUAUUGACAUGCUAAUGUUUAUCGAAUCGGGCAUUCGAGGUGGAAUAAGUCAGUGUUGUAAUCGAUAUGCCAAGUCAAAUAAUCCAUAUAUGGGUUCUUCAUACGAUAAGGAUCAGAAAACAAAGACUCUCUUAUAUUUUGAUAUCAACAAUCUUUAUGGAUGGGCAAUGGUACAGCCUUUACCAGUUGGAAAAUUUGAAUGGAUUGAUUAUGAGAAAAAUCCAAGUUUUUUCAAUACACCACCAGAUUCUGAUAUAGGCUAUUUUGCUGAAGUUGACUUGGAGUAUCCUGAAGAAAUACAUGAUGAUCAUAGGGAUUUACCUUUUUGCGCAGAACAUCUUGCACCACCUGGUUCAAAGCAGAAGAAACUUCUCACGACUUUGAAUGACAAGAAAAGGUAUGUCAUUCAUUAUCGAGCACUUAAGCAGGUCUUAGAUAAUGGACUUCGAUUAAAAAAGGUGCAUAGGAUUUUGAGUUUUGAGCAGAGGGCGUGGCUCAAACCAUAUGUUGAAUUUAACACAGAAAAGCGAAAGCAAGCAAAGAAUGAGUUUGAAAAACUCUUCUACAAAUUGUUAAUUAAUGCAGUCUAUGGAAAGUGUAUUGAACGAGAGUGGAAACGUGUAGAUGUGCGAUUAGUAAAUAAAUUUACAGGCAGAUACGGAGCAGAAGCACGCAUAGCUCUACCAAAUUUUCACAGUUGUGCAAUCUUCGAUGAAAAUUUGGUUGCCAUACAGCUGAAGAGGACAAGUAUUACAAUCAAAAAACCAAUAUACGUUGGUCUCUCAAUUCUAGAUUUGUCAAAAACAUUAGUAUAUGAUUUUCAUUAUUCAUAUAUGAAAAAGCGAGUUGGAGAAAAAUGCAAACUCCUGUAUACGGAUACUGAUAGUUUAAUAUAUGAAGUUGAGGAUAUAGAUAUGUAUCAAAUAAUGAAAGAAGAUGUACAUAAAUUUGAUACUUCUGAUUAUGAUGAAAAUAAUCAGUUUGGAAUUCCACGUGUUAAUAAAAAAGUUCCUGGAUUGAUGAAAGACGAAUGCUGUGGUAAAAUUAUGACAGAAUUCAUUGGUUUAAGAAGCAAAAUGUACAGUAUUUUGGUUAAUGGAGCCGCGACAGUGAAAAAAGCUAAAGGAUCUUGUUAUUAUAAAACGUGA